Molecule: messenger RNA, 7476 nt
Organism: Drosophila grimshawi
Lineage: Eukaryota; Metazoa; Arthropoda; Insecta; Diptera; Drosophilidae
Gene: Kdm5
Product: lysine-specific demethylase lid
Exons: 4
Coding region: 213-5975 (1920 amino acids)
Biological process (GO): chromatin remodeling
Cellular component (GO): nucleus
Molecular function (GO): DNA binding; histone demethylase activity
Source: RefSeq, a predicted model, not a curated record
GUAGAAAAGAUCAGUGCCAAGAAGAAAUAAAUAUACAAAUUGAAUUCUAACUAAAUCAGAGUUUAUCAAGUGUUGUGUGCGUGGAUCCAUGAGAUAUUUUCGGCAAGUGCACGCGUACAGAAAGCGUGCUCGGCCCCUUACCUAUGACGACAAGCUGAACUAAGUCCAGCAGCCGUUGCAGCACAGUUCAUUAGAAACUUUUAAAGCUCCACAUGUCCGCCAAAGCAGAGGCGGACAAUCCACUCGCCAGCGCCGGCGGCACAGCGAGCGGCGGCGUCAAUAGCAACUCCAAUGGGGCUAUAACCCCGGCUAGACGGCUGCGCACACGCAACUCAACCGGCAGUGGCAGCGAGUCGGCCAAAAAGAAUACCAACAACAGCGCCCACAACAAUAAUAACAACAACAGCAACAACAAUAAUAAUAAUAAUAAUAACAACAACAACAGUAGCGAAUCAGCAGCGGCAGGCAAUGAUGCAAUUGGAACGGCAUCAAGCACAACGCCUGCAUCAGGAGGUUCUGCUGCGGCUGCCCCACCACCCAUCUCUGUGGAGCGUGCCAUGCCCAGCGUGCCGAUGAAUCAUGCCAGCAGCAGUGUCUCAGCGAGUAAGAAAUAUCACAAUAGCUGUCCGCAUCCAACGCCCUCGGUGCACAAGAAAACGCUCCACACGAAGCCGCACAGCAGCAAUAAAUUUGAUCAGAACAAGAACGAGGAAUUCCAUUUUGAUACGCCGCCCGAGUGUCCAGUUUUUAGACCCACAGUGGAGGAGUUUAAAAAUCCAUUGGCCUACAUCAGCAAGAUACGCUCGAUAGCGGAGAAAUGUGGCAUUGCCAAGAUAUUACCGCCGGAGAAAUGGUCGCCGCCAUUUGCCGUCGAUGUGGACAAAUUGCGUUUUGUGCCGCGCGUUCAACGCCUCAACGAACUCGAGGCGAAGACGCGCGUCAAACUAAACUUCUUGGAUCAAAUUGCCAAGUUCUGGGAGCUGCAGGGCUCCUCACUCAAAAUACCGAUGGUGGAGCGCAAGGCACUCGAUUUAUAUACGCUGCAUCGCAUCGUUCAGGAGGAGGGCGGCAUGGAGCAGACCACCAAGGAGCGCAAAUGGGCCAAGGUCGCCAAUCGCAUGCAAUAUCCAUCCAGCAAAAGCGUUGGCGCCACACUCAAAGCCCACUACGAGCGCAUACUGCAUCCCUUCGAGGUGUACACCUCCGGCAAAGUGCUGGGAACGGGUGCUGGGGCCGGCGUAGCUGCGGGCGCUACACCCGUCAAGCUCGAGGAUGUCGGCACCGAUUACAAGGCCCAUGAAAUACCCACACGGCAGCAGAUCGCGCCACCAAACGAGAACAAUACGCGUCGCUCUAAACGUUUUGGCAACUCCAAUGCCGGCUGCGGCUUGAGCAAUGUCAAACUGGGAUGUGCGGCUGCCAAUGCUGCUGCAGCUGCUGCUGCUUCGUGUACAAUCAAAACGGAAACCAAGGAAGACUUCAAACGCGACCUUUUGAGCAGUUUCAAUGCGGUCAAUGCGCCAGCUGGCAGCGGUGGUGCGGCUGCGGGCGGUCAGUCUGCUGGCAGUGGUGCUCCACCUGCACCCAAUACACGCGCCACCCAGAAGAAGGCCACAACGGAGCCACAGCAGCAGCCCCUCAUCGAUCCGCUGAUGAAGUACAUCUGUCACAUCUGCAAUCGUGGCGAUGUCGAGGAGUCCAUGCUGCUGUGUGAUGGCUGCGACGAUAGCUAUCAUACGUUUUGUCUAUUGCCACCACUGAGCAGCAUACCCAAAGGAGAAUGGCUAUGUCCGCGUUGCGUUGUGGAGGAGGUAAGCAAGCCGCAGGAAGCAUUUGGUUUCGAGCAGGCCGAGCGUGAGUACACGUUGCAGCAGUUUGGUCAGAUGGCCGAUCAGUUUAAGCAGGAGUACUUCCGGAAACCGGUGCACUUGGUGCCCACGGAGAUGGUGGAGCGUGAGUUCUGGCGCAUUGUAUCCUCAAUUGAUGAAGAUGUGACCGUUGAAUAUGGCGCCGAUUUGCAUACAAUGGAUCAUGGUUCUGGUUUUCCCACAAAGAGUUCGCAUUACUUGCUGCCCGGUGAUCAGGAGUAUGCCGAGUCUAGCUGGAAUUUAAAUAAUCUACCGCUGCUGGAGGAUUCAAUACUGGGUCACAUAAAUGCUGACAUUAGUGGCAUGAAUGCCCCAUGGAUGUAUGUGGGCAUGUGUUUCGCUGCCUUCUGCUGGCACAACGAGGAUCACUGGAGCUAUUCGAUUAACUAUUUGCAUUGGGGCGAGCCAAAGACCUGGUACGGUGUGCCCGGCUCCCGGGCCGAACAAUUCGAGGAGACAAUGAAACGUGCCGCGCCUGAGCUCUUCUCCUCGCAGCCAGAUCUGCUGCACCAGUUGGUGACCAUAAUGAAUCCGAACAUACUGAUGAACAACGGGGUGCCCGUCUAUCGCACCGAUCAGCAUGCCGGCGAGUUUGUCAUCACAUUUCCGCGCGCCUAUCAUGCCGGUUUCAAUCAGGGCUACAAUUUCGCCGAAGCUGUCAAUUUUGCGCCAGCCGAUUGGCUGAAAAUGGGACGCGAAUGCGUCAAUCAUUAUUCGAUGCUGCGUCGCUUCUGCGUUUUCUCGCACGAUGAGCUUGUGUGCAAGAUGGCCUUGGAGCCAGCCAAGCUGACAUUUGGUAUUGCCACCGCUUGCUAUAUUGAUAUGGCCGAAAUGGUUGACACCGAGAAGAAGCUGCGCAAAUCACUGCUGGAAUGGGGCGUAACACGCGCCGAACGGCGCGCCUUCGAGUUGGUCAACGAUGAUGAGCGCCAUUGCCAGGAGUGCAACACCACCUGCUUCCUUUCGGCCGUUGCCUGCGAGUGCAACGACAAACUGAUUGUCUGCCUGCGCCACUACACCGUUCUCUGUGGCUGUGCACCAGAGAAUCACACGCUCAUCUAUCGCUAUACGCUCGACGAGAUGCCGCUAAUGCUGCAAAAGCUGAAAGUGAAGGCGCACAGCUUUGAGCGUUGGCUGUCGCGUUGUCGCGACAUUGUCGAUGCCCACACGCCCACAUCGGUGACGCUGUCGGAGCUGCAGGAACUCUGCAAGGAGGCCGAAACAAAGAAGUUUCCCUCAUCGCUGCUCAUCGAUCGCCUGAAUGCAGCGGCCAUUGAGGCCGAGAAGUGCGUCACUGUCAUCCAACAGCUGGGCAUCAAUAAGGUACGCACCCGCUCCGAUCACAAUCAGGAGGCGGCACAGUAUAAGUUGACCAUGGAGGAACUGGAGUUGUUUGUACAGGAAAUCGAUAAUUUGUGCUGCAUCAUUGAUGAGGGCGCCUCGGUGCGUGAGCUGUUGGUGUUGGGCAAACAGUUUGUGGAGCGGGCCAAGGCGCAGCUGCAGUUGUCGCUGGAGGCGCUCGAGGAGAAUGAACUGGAGACGCUGAUCAAUGAGGGCAGCUCGUUGCGCAUUGAACUGCAGCAACUGGAUCAGCUGCAGAAGCGUCUGAAGCAAUGCAAAUGGUACAAACGCUCUCAGGGCUUGCGCGAGACCAGCUCCAAGCUGACCUACAAAGAUGUUGAGACGCUGCUGCAUACCGCCGCCGCUGAUUUGGAUCCCACCGAUCCCUAUGUGGAUCGCGAGAUGCGUAAAUUGCAAACAAUUGGUGCGGCAAUCGAGGCAUGGGAAUCGCAGGCAGCCAAAUAUUUCCGUCGUCUCAAUCAGCAGCACGAGCUAACCGAGAUCGAGCAGUUUCUGAAGUCCGCCAGCGAUAUCAACGGGCAGGUGCCAUCGCAUGGCAUGUUGAAGGAUGCGUUGCGCAAGGCACGCGAAUGGCUGCGCGCCGUUGAGCAACUGCAGCAGAACAAUCAUGUCACCUAUUGCCACACGCUGGAGGCGAUGAUCGAACGGGGCCUGAGUAUACCCAUCCAGCUGGAGGAAUUGGGUCGCAUGCAGGGACAUUUGACUAGUGCACACCAGUGGAAGGAGAACACGGCGCAGGCGUUCCUGAAGAAGGGCACAUUCUAUACGCUGCUGGAGGUACUGAUGCCGCGUGCGGAUGCCAUUAACAUUGACUCGGAUCUCAAGCCGCGUUUCCAAGAUGAUUUCCUCAAGGACAAGAAUCCCGCCGAAAUUGUGGCCAGCUUCAAGCAAGCCGAGGAGCAGGAGCUGCGCGAUAUGCGCGAUCUUCGACGCCAGAAUAUGACCAAGAAUCCACUGCGCGACGUCUUCUGCUUGUGCAAGUCGGAAUUCCGUGGUCUAAUGCACAAUUGCCAGCUGUGCCGCGAUUGGUUUCACGAGGAUUGCGUGCCGCCGCCGCCGCAUCCAAUAACAGCGCAACAGAAUGGCAAUGCAGAUGCUUCCACGUCAGCGCAGGCAAAGUGGCUAUGUCCCAGCUGUGUGCGCUCGAAGCGUCCACGUUUGGAGAUGAUUUUGCCACUGCUCGUCCAGCUGCAACAGCUGCCCAUCCGCCUGCCCGAGGACGAGGCAUUGCGCUGUUUGGCUGAGCGUGCCAUGAACUGGCAGGAUCGUGCACGCAAAGCUCUAAGCAGUCCCGAUGUCAGCGCCGCCCUGGAUGCCAUCUUGUUGCAACAGCAGAAGCGACGCACCGAGAGCGGCAGCGGUGGCACCGCCGCUGUCCUGGGUAAUAUCAACAGUCCACGAAAGCCGCGACGUCAGCACAAGCAGCAGGGCGCGAAUAAUACCACGGGUCGUUCCGAAUCGGAUGCUGAGGAUGUGGAUGAUGUUGACGAUGACGACGAUGAUGAUGAAUGCCGGCUGCGCAUUGUCGAGGAUGGCUAUAGCAACGAUGAGGACGAGCAGCUGCCGCGUUUGGCAUCAACGAAUCAAGCGAAUCAACCCAGCAACAGCAGCACUACAGAUCUCCUCAAGCUGCUCUCCGACAGCGAAAUUGAGAAUCUGCUCGAGCUGAUGAUGGAGGGUGAUUUAUUGGAGGUGUCGCUCGAAGAGACGCAAGAGCUGUGGCGCAUACUCGAAACAAUGCCGCCGACAAUGCUGCAAGCGGACGCCAAGGCUCGCGUCGCUCAGCAUGUGCAGCAGCACCAGUUGCAACAGGAUGCGAAUGCACCAGCCACAGGCACCUCGACGUCGAGCAUACACAGUGGCGCCGAUGAUUCCAAUGAUAGCCUGCUUGUUCAGAAUAGUCCAAGUCCCAACGCUCAAGCGGUGCGCAACAAGAAGCGACGCUCCAAUGACUCCAGCAGCGCCAAUGUGGCUGUGCCGCGCAAGAAACAGAAUACGCCCAAACAGACGCCGGGCAAAAAGUCGCAAGCGGUGCGCAAAAGCGAUAGCAAGGCAAGCAGCUCGCCCGGCGUCGAUGCCGAUGCCGAAAAUAAGCAGGCAAAUGGUGGCAAUACCAAAACAACAACAACCACAACAAUUACAACACCAACAACGCCGGGAUCAGCUACAGUUGCAGCAGCAGCAGCUGCAGCCACUGGCGCCACAGCGACAGGCGCAGCUGGCACACCCACACCGGGCUCAGCUGGGCACAAGAAACGCAAGCGCACCACCACCACAACCAACAACAACACCAAUAAUAAUAACAACAACAGCAGCAACAACAGUGGUAACAAUAGCAAUGCAGGCGGCACACCCACAGCAGGCGCCAACAGUAGUCCGUCAACAGGUGGCACUGGCGGCGGGCAGAAGAAGCAUGCGCAACGAACACAGCAAACGGCGCAGGAAGAUGACGAGGAGGAGUGCCGAGCAGAGAAUUGUCAUAAGCCAACGGGACGCGAGGUGGACUGGGUGCAGUGCGACGGUGGCUGUAACGAAUGGUUUCACAUGUACUGUGUGGGCCUGAAUCGUAGCCAGAUCAAAGCUGACGAUGAUUACAUAUGCAUACGCUGCUCCAAGACGGUCAGCGUAGGCGUCGCUGGAGGCAGCGGCAGCGGCAGCCUAACCGUUACCACAACGACGACAAGCAGCCUAACGAUAAGCACGGGGACGCCGGGCAAGCAGCGUGCAGCGCAAUCGGCGCGGUAAACAGAAUCGAGAAGUUGCGGCGCAAAAAGAAAAGAUCGCGCAAGCAGCAACGGGAAUAACAACAACAAUAACAAUAUAAAAUUGACAACGGUUGGCAGCACCCUCGAUUAAAGCUAGCGAGAUAAUCGAUAAACUGCUAUCGCAGUGUUUAUACAUAUAAUUAUCACACACACACAGACACAUCCGUAGAAAGAACAGACAGAGAGCCACACACACGCACGCAACUGGGUUGUGCGUGCUACAACGGUAUUUACUAAGUGUUAGUAAGAAGUCACUUAAACGUUUUUUGUAGUACAUAUUUACUAAUUAUCGCUAUUAUUACACAAACGUAUAUAAAAAAAGAAACAACAAACGGGAAAACCAACCAAUCAACACAACACACACGAACACAUUUGAAAAGUAACGAAAUUAAGUGAACUGUUUCAACUGUAAAAUGCAAAAUACAAAAAAAAAAAAACAUUUUGUAUGUGUAGGCGCCAAGCACAUUUUACGUUCGUUUAACUUUCUCUUACAUUUAGCUGAUGUAAAUUUAUAUAUAAACACAUAUAUAUGUAUAUGUGUGUUUAUACAUAUGCAUAUAUAUAUAUAUUUAAUUACCACUACCUGCUACUAUUAGUUUUUGUUAAUUUAAUUUACAUUUUGUGUUCUUUUUAAGUUUUGUGCGACGCGCGCGCGUUUUUUACGUUUUUAUUAUUUUCAUUUAAAGAACAAUUUUGAAAAGGUUUAUUACAUAUUUUACUUCUGUACAGUUUUUCUGUUUACUUAAAGUGGAAAGCAAAGUAAAGGUUAAUUGUUAUUUUAAUACAUACAUUUAUAUCUUCCAUAAACAUUAUUUCCAAUCAUUUUUAUAAGCGUGGCGCGCUGUAAUCCAUUUUUUCACUUGUAUGUUUUCUUUGUUAUUUUCCUACAAAUCGAUCGAUUAAAAAAUAAAAAUGUAGCAUAAAUACCAAGAUUAAUCUAAAUACUAAAACAAAAACAAAAAUUUGUUGAUGAAACAAAAGAUCAUAAUAAAUAUAAAAUAAAUAAAUUGCAGCCCUAAUGCUAAGUUUACAUUUAAAUAUAAAUGAAAGUAAUAAAAAUGUAUAAUUUCUAAUUUUAAACUUAGUAAGCUGAAUAGAGAACAAGCGUAAAUAAGCAACAUGAAAACAAAAAAACAAAUUGCAAGAAAAAAAUAACUUCUCAACGUACAAGAAAAAUGCUUAGAACUAUGCGAUAGAAAAACACUUUGUAAAAUCAUUUUUUAAGCGUGUAUAAAAAAAACCCGAGCGAGUUAUAAACAUGCAGAGUAGCUCCAAAACAAAAAAAAAAAAAGCAAAAACAAAAAAAAAUUAUAUGAAGAAGAUAAAACACCUUAUCAGAAUAAGGCGCAACCAUUUUAUUUAAUUAAGCUAUCACUACGAUUUCUUUAAACGAGCCCACUUCACAACAAAUCAAUACCUUACGCCCCCCUCCACGAGACCCCACAAUAUGUAAUUCUAUUAUACAUAUAAAUAAAUUAUAU